AAUUUCCGGUCAUUAUCACUGGUUCUGAAGAUGGCACUGUGAAAAUUUGGCAUUCCACCACAUUUCGUCUGGAGGACACAUUGAACGAAGGAAAAGAGAGGGUGUGGUCGAUUGGGCACCUCAAGGGGUCAAACAGCAUUGCUGUUGGCUACGAUGAGGGCGUGCUGCUGUUGAAACUUGGGCGAGAUGAGCCCCUUGUUUCCAUGGAUUCAAGUGGGAAAAUCAUAUGGGCAAGACACAAUGAGAUUCAGACUACCAACUUGAAAUCUCUGCCCUCUGAUGCUGCCAGUGCUGAUGGAGAAAGACUCCCUCUCCCAGUGAAGGAUUUGGGCUCCUCUGAUUUGUACCCCCAGUCUCUCAGCCACAAUCCCAAUGGCCGGUUUGUUGCAGUUUGUGGCGAUGGCGAGUACAUUGUGUACACCGCAUUGGCAUGGAGGAACAAGAGUUUUGGGAGUGCUGAUGAGUUUGUGUGGGGCAAUGAGGCCAGUGAGUUCGCAACCAGGGAAGGAAGGUCGAAAGUCAAGGUUUCUCGGAACUUCCAGGAAAAGCACACAUUGAAGCCACAAUUCGUUGUCGAGGGCUUGUUUGGUGGAACACUACUCGGGCUGCGUGGAAGCGAUUUUGUUGCCUUCUAUGACUGGGCAGAAGGCACCAUUGUCAGGCGGAUCGAUGUUCCUGUGAAGAAGGUGUUCUGGUCUGAUUCUGGUGACUACCUGGCAAUAACUGCUGAUGAUGCAUUCUACAUCCUGGAGUUCAGAAGGGAGCUGGUGGAUGCUGUGUUGAACAGUGGCCAGGAUGUGGAUGAGGAUGGUAUUGAGGAUGCCUUUGAAGUGGUCAGUGAAGUUUCAGAGCAGGUGGUGACUGCUCUCUGGGUGGGUGACUGCUUUCUGUACAACAACUCUUCUUGGCGCCUCAACUACUUUGUUGGGGGCGAAGUCACCACACUUUACCAUCUGGACAGGCCAAUGUAUCUGCUGGGCUUUUUGGCGUCGCAGAGCAGGGUCUACCUCAUUGACAAGGACCUCAGUGUUGUCAGCUACACACUGUUGAUGAAUCUGAUCGAAUACAAGACAUUGGUCAUGCGAGGCGAUAUUGAUGCAGCACAGGAAAUUCUUGAGACGCUCCCUGAAGACCAGCUGAACAAUGUCGCAAAGUUCCUUGAGUCUCGUGAUCUGGUGAAAGAAGCACUGGAAGUUGCCACGGACCCAGACUACAGAUUUGACUUGGCAGUUCAGCUUGGUGACCUACCAGUGGCACACCAAAUUGCUGAUCAGGUCAACAGUGAGGUGAAAUGGAAACAACUUGGUGAACUUGCCAUGACAUCUGGAAAGUUGACACUUGCAGAAGAUUGCCUAAUGAGAGGCAAGGACCUCCCUGGGUUGCUGCUCUUGUUUACAGCAAGGGGAUCAAAGUCUUCACUGAAGGAAUUGAUUCCCCUGGCAAAAGAGCAAGGGUGCAGCAACAUUGCAUUCAUGGCACAUUUUUUGCUGGGCAAUCUGGAUGCUUGCAUACAGCUCCUGGUGGACACAGGGCGCAUGCCAGAGGCUGCCUUCUUUGCGCGUACAUAUGCACCAAGCAAAAUGUCUAUGGUUGUCGAACAGUGGCGUGACGACCUCAAAAAAAUCAACCCAAAGGCUGCUGAUUCGUUGGCAGAUCCUGCAAAGUAUCCCAACCUUUUUCCUCACCUUGACAUGGCAUUGAAAGCUGAAGAAAUUGCACAACAACGGCGACUGCAUCCUGUGCCUGCUUCUGAAUACCCGCAGCACGAGGGAUCGAAUACUGUCAACUUGAUUGAGGAAAUAGAGAGACUGGCCAUUGGCGAGAGAACAGGGGCAGUGGAGAAUGGUGACAUUCCCCCACACGCCGGCGCAGAACCAAUUCCUGCCAGUGGUGACGAGGCAGGCAUCUCUGUCGCACGAGCAGCAGGCAGCUUGAGCACGCAGGAGGGCACUACACAGAUUGGACAACGCCCACAUGCAGCUGUCGAUGAUGGGAGUUUGGUAGAAUCUGCUGCUGGUGCAGAACAUGAUUGGGGCCUAGAAGAUGGGGGGCAGGAAUAG
Molecule: messenger RNA, 2060 nt
Organism: Ostreobium quekettii
Lineage: Eukaryota; Viridiplantae; Chlorophyta; Ulvophyceae; Bryopsidales; Ostreobiaceae
Source: the annotation of a GenBank genome assembly